UGUAGGCUGCCUUGGGAUGAGCUCUGGGUUGAUCAAUAUCUGCUACGGUGUUUCGUUUGUUAAUUUGUUUGGUGCUUUUUGGCUUUGUUUUGGCAGCAUACAUAUUCCCUCUCCGCCAAACAAGCCGGCGAAGUUUCGUGAGAAAGCCCCACUUGCAAGUCUCCCCUGUUUGCAAUAUAUACAAGGUUUGCUGCGUGCGCGUACGCUCGCGCGCGCUUGGACCCAUAGCUGUCUAAGCCUGAAAGUUGAAACCGAGGCGAUCGGCGUCCCCGGAAAGGUCAAGGGCAGUCCCCGUCUUUUUCACCUAUUUGGAAAGAAUCCUAAAAAUACACCGUUGCCAGCAGUUUGUGCUUACUCUGCGAGGUGGCGGCUGGGUCAGGGCAGAGAGGGCGGCCAAGGGACCCGCGACUGCAACUCUCAGGUUUGCGUUCCAGAGGACUCCAGGCGCGGGACCCGAAGUAAGUGCAGACGUCUGUGUAAGUGCGAAGCCAUCAUGGUGGCAUUUAAAGGCAUCUGGACUCAGCCUUUCUGGAAAGCUGUUUCUGCAGAAUUUUUGGCCAUGCUCAUUUUUGUCCUCCUCAGCCUUGGCUCUACAAUCAACUGGGGUGGAACCGAAAAACCUCUGCCUGUCGACAUGGUCCUCAUUUCUCUCUGCUUUGGACUCAGCAUUGCAACAAUGGUGCAAUGCAUUGGCCACAUCAGUGGUGGCCAUAUUAACCCUGCUGUGACUGUUGCAAUGGUCUGCACUCGGAAGAUCAGCCUUGCCAAGUCAGUCUUCUAUAUUGCAGCCCAAUGCCUGGGUGCCAUCGCAGGGGCGGGAAUUCUCUACCUUGUCACCCCCCGGAGUGUGGUAGGGGGCUUGGGAAUUACUCAGGUACAUGGGGACCUUUCUGCUGGCCAUGGACUAGUGGUAGAGCUGAUAAUUACGUUCCAGCUGGUCCUUACUAUUUUUGCCAGCUGUGAUUCUAAGCGACGUGAUGUCACGGGUUCAGUGGCACUUGCAAUUGGACUUUCAGUUUCGAUCGGACACCUGUUUGCUAUUGGCUACACAGGCGCCAGCAUGAACCCUGCUAGGUCAUUUGGACCUGCAGUUAUCAUGGGGAAAUGGGAAAACCACUGGAUAUAUUGGGUGGGACCAAUUAUAGGAGCAGUUCUUGCCGGCGCCCUUUAUGAAUAUGUCUACUGUCCUGAUGCUGAAUUCAAACAGCGGCUCAAAGAAGCGUUUACUAAAACAAGCCAGCAGUCCAAAGGGAAAUACAUAGAAGUUGAAGACACCAGGAGCCAGGUGGAGACAGAUGAUUUGCUUCUGAAGCCUGGAAUGGUCCACGUCAUUGACCUUGAGAGGGGUGAUGAUAAGAAGGGUAGAGACCCAACCAAUGAGGUGCUAUCAUCUGUAUGACUAGCAAGGAGCACUGAAAGCAGGGAACAGUCUACUAGCAGGCCCACAGAUAGCCUUCCACCCAUAAAAGAGACAGAUUUGUUGUAAAUUAGCCACCUGUGACAUCAUAAAACUGUAGGGAAAUGGCAGCAGUGAAUUAGCUGUUUAAUCAGACCAGACUCCCAUUCUGUUGACAAGGUAGCAGCUAACUAUGUUGAGGGAUCCUCAUAGAUUAUUCCAAAUUCAUAAAUGUCCUCUUGGCAAUAGCUAUAAGGGAAUCCUUUUAUUCACUCUCUGCUUUCUGAGUGAAUGUUGAAAGAGGCAUUGGUUUUAAUGCAAGCAGUUAUGAGCAGGAAAUAGCAAUCUUCGUCAAUCAGAUUGACAGAUGAAACUUAUCAAAAGAUGCCUAUAGACACAGAAAGAAGUGUCUAUCAGAUUGUUCUUCUGACACUUAAUUGGCUGUUGUCAAUCCUGAUUAGAAUUUUAAUGACGAAGUCUAUGGCAGGUUCAGUGAAAGCAGAGAUAACAUGGAGGAUACAACAAAUGCUUGCAAAAGCCUUAUUCCCCCCUUUCUUCUAGUCCUCCUGUUAUUUUUAAUCCUUCCAUGCUACAUUUGGGAGAAGACAAUUUAAACAAAACAAAACAAAAAACAAACAAACAAGAAUUGCCAUAUUCAUACAUUUUAUACUUCCACAAAAAAGGUAUCAAAAAGAAGUUGAAGGCUGUUCUGUUUUCAGUGCACUUAUUCAAACAAAUAAAAUGUUACUGUGCCAAUUUUAUAUAACUGAAAUUUUAAAAUUGUGUAACUAUUUUGCUCACAAUGUGAUUUUUUU
Lacerta agilis (Sand lizard) is the source of this 2211-nucleotide messenger RNA. RefSeq names its product aquaporin 4 (gene AQP4). The transcript is spliced from 5 exons. Gene Ontology annotation, biological process: transmembrane transport. Gene Ontology annotation, cellular component: plasma membrane; basolateral plasma membrane. The record is from RefSeq and is a predicted model, not a curated record. The coding region runs from base 17 to 1399 and encodes 460 amino acids. Lineage: Eukaryota; Metazoa; Chordata; Lepidosauria; Squamata; Lacertidae. Gene Ontology annotation, molecular function: water channel activity.